AUGACCAGUGAAGAUACAAUUGGCACCGGCAAGAUCAGAAAACUUGACCCGUUGGUUGUGAACAAGAUAGCAGCAGGAGAAAUUGUAAUCCAGCCAGCCAACGCGUUGAAGGAGUUGGUGGAGAAUUCUAUAGAUGCCCAUUCCACCAUGAUCGAUAUCCUAGUCAAAGAUGGAGGGUUGAAACUUCUCCAAAUCACCGAUAAUGGCGACGGAAUUGAGAAGGAAGACUUGGGGCUUUUGUGUGAACGGUUUGCCACGUCGAAGUUGGCCAAGUUUGAGGACUUGGAAUCGAUUGCAACCUUUGGAUUCAGAGGUGAGGCUUUAGCAUCGAUAUCCCACAUCUCGCGUUUAUCAGUGAUUACCAGGAGCAAAAGCAGUACUUUCCCACUCGCGUACAAGGCAUACUAUAUCAACGGGAAACCAGCUGGACAGAACUUCAAAGGAACUAACACAGAGCCUAAGGCCAUUGCUGGGAAAGAGGGAACUCAACUUAUAGUGGAAGACUUGUUUUACAAUCUUCCUUCGAGAUUGAGCUCCAUACGAUCUCGCAACGAUGAGUACUUGAAGAUAUUGGACGUGGUGGGGAAGUAUGCGGUGAAUAGCGAUGGUGUUGGAUUUAGCUUGAAGAAACAUGGGGAUUUCCAACAUGCUUUGAUGACUCGUCCCGGCAUGCCUCUCAAAGAAAGAAUAAGAAUGGUGUACGGAGCCGAGUGUUCGAACCAGUUACUUGAUCUUGAGGUCAAUGGUGAUGAUACUGAAGGCCAGUAUUUGGACAAGUUCGGAAUGGUUAAAGUUAAAGGUGCAAUCACCAACUGUAAUUUCAACUACAGAAAGAAGAUGCAGUCUAUAUUUUUCAUUAACCAGAGACUUGUGUCGUGUGAUCCUCUUCGAAGAGCUAUUCACUCGAUCUACCUGAUCUUUUUACCAAAAGGGUUUCAACCGUUUGUAUAUAUAAGUCUUGAGUUGAAACCUGAAAUACUUGAUGUGAACAUUCAUCCCACUAAAAGAGAAGUGAGAUUUUUGCAUGAAGAGGAGAUAAUCGAGGUGAUAGUGACAAAUGUGCAUAAGCUUCUCACGAGCGUUGACACUUCUCGGACUUUUAAGUCUCAGAAUUUGAACUCAAAGAGAGAAAGGCAGGAAGAGGUCGAGUAUUCUCAGGUGGCCAAAAAGUACAGACAGGAGAAUAAGUUGGUUAGAGUGGAUGUCAGUCAGCCUCGUUUGAAUGAAUUGUUGUCACAUCGAAAUUCAGGGUCUGCUAAUGUGUCCAAGCAGGAUAAAUUUAUCAAUUCAGCUACUAGAGCCCCCUCAUUACCAACCAGUGAAUCAGACGAUGAAACUCGACUUGCUGAUACAAAAAGUGCGUCUUCAGAUGACUCGGACAUACACUUAGAAAUAGAAAGGAUCACCUUCCCGGACACAAUGGUGGUAACCGGCCGGAAACGAGUUCUGCAGACUUUGGACAGUGUAAUUGAGUUGAGAACAUCGGUAACAGAGUCUACAAAUAUCGAACUCACAAACAUUAUAAGCAAAAGUUCAUAUAUUGGGCUUGUCGACGAAUACAAACGACUCUGCUGCUUCCAACACGAUGUGAGGCUCUAUCUUUGUGACUACUCCGCGUUACUUUUCGAAUUUUAUUACCAAGUAGCAUUAAGUGAGUUUUGCAAUUAUGGUAUAGUCGAACUUUCAGAACCGGUUUGUUUAGAAGAACAGCUCCAAAGUCUCCACGAACUUGAUACCACUAUCCCACUUCAAGAUGCUCAGAGCAUGAUACAAGAAAUUUUCAACAUGAAAGACAUGUUUGGAGAGUAUUUUCUGAUGAAUUUCGAGAAGACUGACAACAAGCAUUACAUUGUUUCACUACCAAUGCUUGUCAAAGAUAUUAUGCCCUGUUUAAACAAGCUUCCUUUUUUCUUGUAUAAGCUUGCAACAAAAAUCAACUACGAAGACGAGCAAAAGUGUCUCCAAGGAAUCAUGAAACAAAUUUCUUUACUAUAUUUGCCUGAGAUAGUGGAGGAAGAAGACUCAGACGAGUCAACAAGAGCAGAAACAAAUAAAUUUCUCUCCGAAACGAUUUUUCCCCUUCUAAGAACCCAUUUCAAAGCCCCAAGCUCGUUGUCGGCAAACAUAACGCAAAUAGCCGACUUACCGGGCUUAUAUAGGAUAUUCGAAAGAUGCUAACGAAAAAUACACACGCUCGCAGAUUUAAAA
Messenger RNA from Yamadazyma tenuis ATCC 10573, 2208 nucleotides. Lineage: Eukaryota; Fungi; Ascomycota; Pichiomycetes; Serinales; Debaryomycetaceae. The record is from RefSeq and is a predicted model, not a curated record.